AUGGCAUUCCCACGAAAAGCUGUCUCAAUCAUAUUAUUGUGCUUCACUUUCAUGUUGUCGCAUCACCUUACCUAUGCUCGACGUAGGCCAAAUUUUAAGCCUGGUCCUUGGAAGAGGGCUCAUGCUACGUUUUAUGAGGGAGACUCAAGAUCAUUCGGUGGAGCUUGUGGUUAUGAUGAUGUAUCUGCACAAGGCUAUGGCAUGGAAACAGCAGCAUUGAGUUCAACUUUGUUUAAUAACGGUCAGAGUUGCGGUGCUUGCUAUGAGAUUAAAUGCACUGAUAGCCCUCAAUGGUGCAAGCGUGGACAGCCAUCUCUCUUUGUCACGGCCACAAACCAUUGUCCACCAAACUUUAAUCUUCCAAAUGACAAUGGAGGUUGGUGUAAUCCACCUCGCGAACAUUUUGACAUAGCCUACCCAGCAUUCUCUCAUAUUGCUGAAUACAAGGCUGGCAUUGUCCCGGUUGAAUAUCGAAGAGUUCCAUGCCGAAAGAAAGGAGGCAUUCGAUUUACAAUUACUGGGAACCCCUACUUCAAUCUAGUUUCAGUAUGGAACGUGGGAGGCACAGGAGAGGUUGUUAGCGUGCUAGUGAAGGGUGAUGACAAGUUGAAAUGGACAGAGUUGAAAAGAAAUUGGGGACAAAAGUGGGAGACCGAUCAAAGGCUGAUUGGAGAGUCACUGACCUUCAGAGUUAGAGCAAGUGAUGGUAGAUACUCAACUUCAUGGCAUGUUGUCCCCAAAAACUGGCAGUUUGGCCAAACUUUCGAGGGUAAGAACUUCAUGUAG
Mangifera indica (mango) is the source of this 786-nucleotide messenger RNA. Its product is annotated as expansin-A4-like. The transcript has 3 exons. The record is from RefSeq and is a predicted model, not a curated record. Gene Ontology annotation, cellular component: extracellular region. NCBI's taxonomy places the organism in Eukaryota, Viridiplantae, Streptophyta, Magnoliopsida, Sapindales, Anacardiaceae. Bases 1 to 786 code for a protein of 261 amino acids. Gene Ontology annotation, biological process: plant-type cell wall organization.